Messenger RNA from Sinocyclocheilus anshuiensis, 4014 nucleotides. Its product is annotated as inactive ubiquitin carboxyl-terminal hydrolase 54-like. Lineage: Eukaryota; Metazoa; Chordata; Actinopteri; Cypriniformes; Cyprinidae. The record is from RefSeq and is a predicted model, not a curated record. Gene Ontology annotation, biological process: G protein-coupled receptor signaling pathway. Gene Ontology annotation, cellular component: membrane. The transcript has 19 exons. The coding region runs from base 34 to 3999 and encodes 1321 amino acids. Gene Ontology annotation, molecular function: G protein-coupled receptor activity.
GGAGCCACGUCGGAUCCUCUCCCCUUCAUUCAGAUGGUGCACUACAUCUCCACCACCUCUCUCUGCAGUAACCAAGCUGUGCGAAUGCUGGAAUGUAAGGAGAAGCCCACGCCAGACAUGUUUGGAGAGCUUCUCCGCAACGCCAGCACCAUGGGCGACCUGCGAAACUGUCCGAGUAACUGUGGCGAGGUGUUGCGGAUUCGGCGGGUUCUGAUGAACUGCCCGGAGAUCAUCAGCAUUGGCCUGGUGUGGGACUCAGAUCACUCUGAUCUAGCUGAAGAUGUCAUCCACAGCCUGGGCACGUGCCUGCGGUUGGGUGAUCUGUUCUACCGUGUGACGGAUGAGCGGGCCAAGCAAUCGGAGCUCUACCUUGUGGGCAUGGUUUGCUACUACGGCAAGCAUUACUCCACCUUCUUCUUCCAGACCAAGAUACGCAAGUGGAUGUACUUCGAUGACGCACAUGUGAAGGAGAUUGGACCCAAGUGGAAAGAUGUGGUAUCAAGAUGUAUAAAAGGCCACUACCAGCCACUCCUGCUGCUGUACGCUGACCCCCGAGGGACGCCCGUGUCAUCGCAGGACAUGCUGGCAGCACAGCUGGACCUGCACCACAGCAGUAAGGCCGGCUAUGACAGUGAAGACUCCGGGAGGGAGCCCUCAAUUUCAAGUGACACACGCACAGACUCUUCCACAGACAGCUACAGCUACAAGCACUCUCGAUCACACCAUGAGUCCAUGGCCUCCCAUUUCUCUUCUGACUCUCAGGGAACUGUGGUGGGUAAUCAGGACAGCAGCGGUUCCCAGAACAGCAUGGACACUGCUGGGGAGGUUCUUAAAGACCAGGCCACUCCCCUUUGUACACCGAGGCCCUCUUCUACUGGCCAUCUGCAGAACUAUAAAGAGACUAUGAAUAUGAUCCACAGCAGACCCCUCUCAUCAUCCUCUAGCUCAGGGGUGGGCGGCUCGGAGGCUGGGGCGCGGGCAAGAGAUUGGGAAGACGAGAGCACCAGCAGUGAGUCCAAGUCCAGCUCCAGUGGAGGGCGCUAUCGGCCCACAUGGAGACCCAGAAGAGAGGCCCUGAACAUUGAUAGUAUCUUUAGCCGGGAAAAGCAUCGGCCGGCCGGCUACGCCACGAUUGGACCUUCCCCGCUUCCAGAAGACCCGAAGUCACCAGGGCACAGUGAUCUGGUCUCAGGGGCUGCUGUGGAGGGGUCCAACAUUGCAGCAGCAGAGACGUGGGGCAUGACUGAUGGCUCAGGGUGUAUGCCAGAAAUGGGAGUGGAGCAUCUACUGAUCCCGCCACCUUUAAGAGGUGUGGAACAGCAGCCUCGGCUGAUCCAGAGGAUGGAGAGUGGCUACGAAAGUAGUGAGAGGAACAGCAACAGCCCCAUCAGCAUGGACAUUCCCCUCAGCGACAACCCCAGCACCAGUGCUCACAGGGACAGCAGCAGUAAGAGACCUGUGACUUCUGGGCCCUCCUGGCGCACAGUGCCCAAGUCCAAAAGCAGCAGUGCCAUCCUGCAAGACCUCAAAUCACCCACCUGGAGCAGCAGUCCACUGAGUUUGGGAGUGGGGCGCAGUGAACUAGAUGAAUUGCAAGAGGAAGUUGCUCGCAGGGCUAGGCAGCAGGAGCUCCAGAGGAAGAAGGAGAAGGAGAGAGAAGCAGCACAGGGCUUCAACCCCAGACCCAGCAAGUUCAUAGACCUGGACGAACUUCAGCACCAGGGGAAGGGGGGCAGUUUUGAGCACUGCCUGGCGGAGGCUGACUCUCUCUUAGAGCAGUCGCUGUGCCUGGAGCAAGCAGGGGAUACAGCUACAGCCCUGGCGCUCUCCCACCACGCUGUGUCUAAACUAAGAUUUUCCAUGCAUGAGGGCAGUGCUAACACUCAUAGCAGGACUAUGGCUGCUGACGCCAAGCUGCAAAAAUGCAUGAGGAGAGCGCGGGGCCUACAGCAGCGCAUGCAGCAACAGCAAGAGCAGCAGCAGGAGCCCAGCCGCCCACAGGGGCCCACCAGUGAACAGCUUGGCCCGGUCCAAGUAUUGUUGACAGACAAUCAGGAAGAGGUCUUUGAGACCAAUCAGGGUUCUGUGCUUGGCCCAACCUUUCCUCAACACAUGAAAUCACCCUCUUGUACAAACUCCCCAUCUCAGCCCUCUAGCCGCCCAUCGCUUAAUCCCCGGCCUGCCUCUUCUCAGCCACAGCCCCAAGAGCGUGAUGAACGCAGCAAUUGGUCAACCCAGAAUGAGGACGAAUGGGGUGGCAUCAGAUUAUCAGAUGUUCUCCCAGCAUCAGGCAUUCGGAUCAUGCCCAUACGCAAGCAUCUUGCCAUAUCUCUACCCUCUUUGCCCCUUGACUUCUGGGGUGUAUUGGGAGAGGACGAAGAGGUCUCCAGCUGUCAGCACCCUCAAUCUCCAAAUCCUCCUUUGUGGCAGGGCACUGCAGAUAGUGCGGACAGGAUACUCCAAUCCAGCAACCCCAGUCCACCACCCGACCCUGUUGAGGAGAAGGGGCCAGUGCCCCGGCGAGCCCCCAUAUGGCAGACCCUGUGUGCAACUUCCCAGCCCUGCACCAAAUUGACCCCUCCUGUUGCUGCCCGUCAUUGGUCCUCUUGGAGCCUAGACCGUCCAGAUGCUGUUGUCAACCCCUACAACACACCUCCUGAACAGAACCAGCGGACAGGACCUGCCCUCUCUCAACACACACCUGGAAGACACCUUGCUCCUCACAGUCCCAUGAGCACCAGGAAGAAGAACAUUGCUAAGUACUCAAAAUUCCAGAGCAUGGAGUUGGAACCCACAGAGGCCGAGGACCAGGAACUCUCUGAAUUGGAUUCACUUUUCCAGGCCAGUCUGCAGGCUGGCCCGGGUCCUGGCCGAGCUCUGCGUGGUACCAGCUCACCUGCUCUUGCGAGACCAGUACCUCCGGCUGCGCGAAAGCUGCUCACUGGAGUCGGACGCUCUCGGACCCCCACAGCUGAGCUUGAGAGGACUGCUUAUGGACCACCAGGUUGUUGCAGCCCUGCUGGAUACAUGAACAUGCCUCUAUCAGUGGCCCAUCAAGAGCCUCAGUCAGGAGAGGAAGAGCAGUAUAAUGCGGAUCACCUGUGCCGUAUUGCUCGCAGCCUAAGUGGAACGGUCAUCGGGCGUCGCCAGAACCGUCUUGCCGUCUCCCGAAGCUUCGUGGCAAUGGUGCAGGAUGUUCGACAUCCUUUCCCCACAGUGGAUGUUCCAGACCACGCUCACUACACCAUCGGCUCUGUCAUUCUGGCAGUGGGCAUCACCGGCAUGGUGGGAAACUUCUUGGUCAUGUAUGCCUUCUGCAAGAGUAGGAGUCUGAGAACACCUGCCAACAUGUUCAUCAUUAAUCUGGCUCUCACUGACUUUCUAAUGUGUGUCACUCAGACACCAAUCUUCUUCACCACCAGUUUGCACAAGCGAUGGAUCUUUGGGGAAAAAGGUUGUGAGUUAUAUGCAUUCUGCGGCGCUCUGUUUGGUAUCUGCUCAAUGAUCACACUCAUGAUUAUUGCAGUAGAUCGAUACUUUGUGAUCACUCGUCCUUUGGCCUCUAUUGGCGUUAUGUCACGCAAACGAGCCCUGUUGAUACUCUCUGCUGCUUGGGCGUACUCUAUGGGCUGGAGCCUGCCUCCAUUCUUUGGAUGGAGUGCAUAUGUCCCUGAAGGUCUGCUGACGUCCUGUUCAUGGGAUUACAUGACUUUCAGUCCUUCUGUACGUGCCUACACAAUGCUGCUCUUUACUUUUGUUUUCUUCAUCCCCCUCUUUGUCAUCAUGUAUUGCUACUUCUUCAUCUUCAGGGCCAUCCGAGAUACCAACAGAGCUGUGGGAAAAAUCAAUGGAGAAGGAGGGCCCAGAGACUCUAUCAAGAAGAUGCAUCGAAUGAAAAAUGAAUGGAAGAUGGCAAAGAUAGCACUCAUAGUGAUCCUUUUGUAUGUUAUCUCCUGGUCUCCAUACUCCUGUGUGGCUCUUACUGCUUUUGCUGGGUGAGAAUCAAUAUGUCUU